Molecule: messenger RNA, 1998 nt
Organism: Saccostrea cuccullata (small rock oyster)
Lineage: Eukaryota; Metazoa; Mollusca; Bivalvia; Ostreida; Ostreidae
Product: leucine-rich repeat-containing protein 15-like
Exons: 2
Coding region: 95-1690 (531 amino acids)
Source: RefSeq, a predicted model, not a curated record
UUUUUUUUGCACAAGUCUAAAUAAAAUAUAUAAACAUCUUCCGCAAUAAAACGCGGUUAUCAAUUAAAAUACGGGAUUAUUAAACAUUCCAAAAAUGUACUUGCUGAUUAUCCUGACAUCAAUUUGGAUACCCUUGGUAAUGAUGAAAAGUUGCAAAUAUUCAAAAUGCACGUGUCUUAAACAUUGCCAAAAAGAUGUUUAUAAUAUAAGUGAUAACAAAACAUGCACGAUUGAAAACUUUCCGAUACACACAUUAAACACAAGUGAUUUCCACUUGCGUUGUAUAAAACGUUUAGAAAAGGUUGAAUUCAUCAACAACAGUAUCAAGACCAUUCAACCAGGUUUCUUUUCAAACUUUACUAGCCUGAAGCACCUUGAAUUGAGCCAGAACCCAGAGAUUAAAGAAAACAUUCGAUAUGCAUUAGAAGGAUUAAACAAGAUAAAACUAGAAACAUUAUUACUGAGCAACAUUUCAAUGAAUGAUCAAAUACUUUCGGAUAAUUACGCUUUUUUCCCUCGGACACUGAGGACCCUGUCAUUGACAGCGAACGAGCUGACGACAUUCCCGAUGACGUAUGUCCAGGGACUAGGUGACCUCACUUCACUCAACCUUAGCUACAACAUCCAUUUUAGACACCUCGAAGUUGACAAAGUAAACAAGACUUUGCCACUCACCAACAUUUCGUUGGCUUUUACGGGAUUUUUCUGGAAAAAAUUGUUCAAAAAUAAUGACAGCGUUUGUGUUUUGCCUCAUCUUAAGCAUUUCGACUUGGGUCACACAUUUGUAAACGUUUCAACGAUAGCUGUUGAAGACAACUGUCUUCAAAAUUUAAAAAUUCUCAUUGUUAAGCACUGUAUAUUUGAAGAUGGCUUAUACAACGACAGCUUCAAAUAUCUGUAUAAUUUGAAGACUUUAAGCUUGAGCGAAACUUUUAAUAUAUAUCAAGUACCUGUUAUGAGUAUGCAGUUGGAACAUUUAGAUAUGAACGAUCUGAAGUUUAAUUUCAUUGAAAAUGAUAACACCAUUGGUAUGUUCAGUAAUCUGACGAGUCUAAAACAUCUUGAAGUUCGAGGUCUUGAUUUAGGAGCUUGGAAACGCAAUAAUUUAGAAACUUUUUUAAAACCACUGGAAAACCUGACUUUUUUAAAUGCCAGUUGCAACAACCUUGGUUUUAUCCCAAAGGUUAUUCAGACAUUCUCGAAGCUGGAAGAUUUAAUCCUGACAAAUAAUAUGAUAAAUGAAUUGGGAAAUGCCAUAUCUAAAAGCAUGAUUCUCAGAAACAUACAACUCCAACACAACAGAAUAGAAAUUGUGGAUGUUGAAGGCUUGCCAAAAACUGUUGAAUCAUUCGAUCUUUCCGGAAACCCAUUUCGAUGCAAUUGUAGUCUAGUUCCAUACAUCAUUUGGCUCAAAGAAAAAAAGCUUUAUAAACCGAACGAACAUCAAUGGACGAAAAAUUACGUCUGUGCUCGACCUCUGGAUAAAAGAAACAAAAGUUUAGCAGAGUUUCAUCCGAAACCUACUGAUUGUCAACCGUUUAACAAAUAUGUCAUCACAGCUAUGGUUUUGUGUUGUUUAAUGGUGCUGAUUGUUUUUGUGACUAAUAUUGUGGAAUGUUGCAAAGAAAGAAAGAAACGGAAGAAGCGUCCAAGGUUCCGAUAUCGUCGAUUACAACCGACUGCCAGCUAAUUCCAGCCUUCUUUGUGUACUUAACAAAAUGUUCGAAUUAAUUUAGAACCUGUUUACAAACAGGGUAAUGUCAUAAACAACAUGUAAAACAUGUAGAAAUUAUUACAAAUAUAGAUAAUUAUAUCAAAUACCACCGUCUUUAAUUGAUAAUGCCCCUUGAUUAUUGCAGCUAUUGUCUAUUCAGUUGCCUCUUCAGUGUUUAAAAUUCUGUUUUCCCCCUAAAUUAUCGUAAAAUGUAUCCUCAAAAGUUCUUCUCACACUGUACAAACAGUUCACAAUUUCCACACUGUAUGCUUGUAUGUUCUAUG